Saxophila tyrrhenica is the source of this 2523-nucleotide messenger RNA. RefSeq lists its product as uncharacterized. The coding region runs from base 1 to 2523 and encodes 840 amino acids. Lineage: Eukaryota; Fungi; Ascomycota; Dothideomycetes; Mycosphaerellales; Extremaceae. Gene Ontology annotation, biological process: positive regulation of transcription by RNA polymerase II. The transcript has a single exon. Gene Ontology annotation, cellular component: nucleus. The record is from RefSeq and is a predicted model, not a curated record. Gene Ontology annotation, molecular function: zinc ion binding; DNA-binding transcription factor activity, RNA polymerase II-specific; transcription cis-regulatory region binding.
AUGAUGACGUCUACAAUACUCGCUGCGACGCAGCAACCGCCAGAUCCUGCGCUGGGUAGGAUGGCUGGCCCACCGCCGAAGAAGAAGAGGAAGCGUGCGGGUACUGGGGGAGCGAACGAUGACUGCUUCGCUUGUUCUACGCGAGGCGCAAAGUGCGACAGGAAGAGGCCAUACUGCACGCAGUGCAUCGAGAUUGGGAAAGAAUGCUCUGGGUACAAGACGACUCUGACUUGGGGCGUGGGUGUAGCGAGUAGAGGCAAGCUGCGUGGGCUGACAUGCCCCAUUGCGAACAAGAAUGCGGAUGGGACCGAUGUCAGCGCUGUGGAGCUGGAGGCAAGGCGACGCAGGAAGAGCUCUACAUCUCAGAUAAAGAGGGAGAAUGGUACCAAAAGACCUGCGUCUCCAGGGUCGUAUGCUGGCGGAGCUCGAGAUACUGAGACAACGGCGGACUUUGGCGAAGGUCUAAAGGCCACUCAGACCUACCCGUUCCCCAAUGGCCCGUCAGCAGGCUGGCAAAGCCUGGCUGGCGAGAGCUCUAUCUGGCAGAGAAGGACAGACGACAUCCGACAUCAGUCGGCAAACCUCAGGUUACCUUCCAUUCAGACUGGAUUCGAUGCACCGAUUGACCCGCUCAAAUCUGCGCAGUCGAUGAGCUCGUACAGUGAUGCAGCGUUCUAUUCACCAGUGGAAUACCCUCAUACGCCGUCGUCUCUGGCAUUUCCCGAGCCAUUGACACACUCAAUGUCCGCUCCGUUUCCAGACUCGGCGUCUACCAUGAAUGCAGACCAUUAUCAUGCUUCGGGAAGCACUGCCACUGAGACUUUCCCUGGAUCUGCGCAAUCGCAGGCAGAGUUCGCUCAGAGUCAGUCUGGCUUUACUGCGAAUGGAGCAGUGCACGAGCAGGCCACCCUUGAGCUGCUCCCUGGAGUGUUCUAUGAUGGUAGCACGGAUGUGCCAACGCCAAUCUCCACCAUCACCUUCAACCCGCUCGGCAGCGAGCUGGAUGGAGAAGCCGACGAUAUCGAAGACAUCAAGGCCGAAGACGACAACAACCAAGUGUCUGUAAUCGACGCCCGCUUCAGCAGCCCCUUCUUCCAAGUCUCACCUCGCUUGCGGCAACUGAUCAACUACUACGAUCGCCAUAUCUGCCCCUUCCUCGUGACGUUCGACAAUACGGAGAAUCCAUACCGCAAGCACAUCCUCCAGUUCGCCCUGCAGAACGAGGGCCUGCAACACGCCAUCGCCGCCCUCGCCACCAACAACUUCCGCAUGCGCACCAAAGAAUUGCGGCAGAAACCCGGCCAUGUCGAGGAGCUAGACGACAACAUCUUCAACCCCAACUUCACCCUCGACCCCAGCGGCCCCACGCAGGAGGAAUCCUGCUACAAGCAAAUGUCCAUCAACCACCUCAACAUGCGCCUCGCCGACAACCGCUCCGCGCAAGACGAUUCCGUGCUCGCCACUCUGCUCAUCCUCUGCCUCUUCCACGUCUGCGACUCGGGCUUCAGCAAGUUCAAAACCCAGCUUGCAGGCGUGCAGAAGCUCCUCUCGCUCCGCCACCCCAACACGCAAUCCGAAUUUACGCGCUGGGUCGAGAUGUUCUUCACCUGGUUCGACGUCAUGACCAGCACCGUCAACGACCGCGAGGUCCAGAUUAAAGGCGAUUCUCUAGCGAUGCUCGACUUCAACGCCAACCUAGGCGCCAUGGAACACUUCUCCGGCUGCGACGGGCGCCUCUUCAAACUCAUCGCCCGCCUUGGAAGGCUCAACCUCCUGGCCCAAGGCCGUCCCGUGCGUGCUUCAAACUCCGGCGCCCAGACCCCUCGUCCAACAAACUGGUGGCGCAAGCCCUCCCCUUCGCGAAUCUCGUCCCUGCUGCCAUCCGACUACGCCAACAUGGACGGCAAUGGCUGGGGCGCCCCCAUCCUCCCUCCCACCUCCCCCGAACCCGAAGCAGACCCCUCCCUCGACCGCUCGGACUUCUGGUCCGAGUGGCACACCACCCGCUCCCGGCUCGAGACCUGGACGCACCCUCCUCACCCUCCUUCUACAACUUCACCGCUGGACCAAGCAGAUCUAUACCACAUCAACGAAUCCUUCCGUCUCGCCGCCUUGCUGUACACCGAACGUCUCGGAUCACCAUUACUCCCGAGCUCAGCGCCCCCGUUCCAGAACCUCGUGACCCGCGGACUCACGCACAUAGCUUCGCUGCGCGUAACUUCAUGCGUGAAUAAAUUCCUCCUAUGGCCGCUUUUCAUCAUCGGGACGGAGAGCGUGGAUGAGGGACAUCGCGAAAUUAUCCGUGUGAGGUGCAAGGAUGUGGCGGAGGAGAGUGGGUUCUUUAAUAAUAUGAAUACGUUGUUUGUGCUGGAGAGGGUGUGGAUGGAGGUUGGGAGUAAUGUGAUGGGGAUGGAGGCGGAGGAGGUGAGGGCGCGGAGGAGGGAUAGUGAGGCUGGGGAAGGACAGGCGUUUCGGUGGCGGAAGGCGAUGGAUCGGGUGGAUGGGGAGUACAUUGUUAUAUAG